Molecule: messenger RNA, 3192 nt
Organism: Miniopterus natalensis
Lineage: Eukaryota; Metazoa; Chordata; Mammalia; Chiroptera; Miniopteridae
Source: RefSeq, a predicted model, not a curated record
AAAUUAGGGAAAUUUCAAGCACAUUCCCCUCCCCUCCCCGCUUGGUCAAGGGUCCCAGGUCACAGGUCCCCUGGGCCACCCCCUUUGUCCCUGGGGCUGCCCAGCUGCCUGGGAGUGGCCCCACCCUCGGAUAAUGGGCCAGCCCCCCAGGCUCCAGGAUUCAUGCUGGAAGGGGGGUGGCCCCCCAGAGACCGGGUGCAGCCGUGUCUGUCUGCAGCGUCUGAGGGCGGACCCAGAAGGCCUGAGCAGCAUCUGCCCCCAGCCCCCUGUGGGGCCCCGGGGCCCCCUGAAACCUCCAGGACGGAGCCAGACGGGGCUGGCACCAUGAACAAGUUACGGCAGAGCCUGCGGCGGCGGAAGCCAGCGUACGUGCCCGAGGCCUCGCGCCCGCACCAGUGGCAGGCAGACGAGGAUGCGGUGCGCAAGGGCACGUGCAGCUUCCCGGUCAGGUACCUGGGCCACGUGGAGGUGGAGGAGUCCAGGGGGAUGCAUGUGUGUGAGGAUGCCGUGAAGAAGCUGAAAGCGAUGGGCCGGAAGUCUGUGAAGUCGGUCCUGUGGGUGUCAGCCGAUGGGCUCCGAGUGGUGGAUGACAAGACCAAGGACCUGCUGGUGGACCAGACCAUCGAAAAGGUCUCCUUUUGUGCUCCUGACCGCAACCUGGACAAGGCCUUCUCUUACAUCUGCCGUGAUGGGACCACCCGCCGCUGGAUCUGCCACUGUUUCCUGGCACUCAAGGACUCUGGCGAGAGGCUGAGCCACGCUGUGGGCUGUGCUUUCGCCGCCUGCCUGGAACGGAAACAGCGGCGAGAGAAGGAAUGCGGGGUGACAGCCACCUUCGACGCCAGCCGCACCAGCUUCGCCCGCGAAGGCUCCUUCCGCCUGUCCGGGGGCGGGCGGCCCGCUGAGCGAGAGGCCGGCGACAAAAAGAAAGCAGAGGCAGCAGCUGCCCCCACUGCAGCUCCCGGCCCUGCGCAGCCUGGGCACGUUUCCCCGACACCAGCCACCACAUCCCCUGGUGAGAAGGGCGAGGCAGGUACCCCAGUGGCUGCAGGCACCCCUGCAGCUGCCAUCCCCCGUCGCCAUGCCCCCCUGGAGCAGCUGGUUCGCCAGGGCUCCUUCCGUGGGUUCCCAGCACUCAGCCAGAAGAACUCGCCUUUCAAACGGCAGCUGAGCCUGCGGCUGAACGAGCUGCCGUCCACGCUGCAGCGCCGCACCGACUUCCAGGUGAAGAGCACAGUGCCCGAGAUGGAGCCUCCUGGUGCCGGUGACAGCGACAGCAUCAACGCUCUGUGCACACAGAUCAGCUCGUCUUUCGCCAGUGCUGGUGCAGCAGCACCAGGGCCACCACCUGCCUCAAUGGGGACUUCUGCUUGGGGCGAGCCCUCGGUGUCCCCAGCAGCUGCCUUCCAGCCUGGGCACAAGCGGACCCCUUCGGAGGCCGAGCGGUGGCUGGAAGAGGUGUCCCAGGUGGCCAAAGCCCAGCAGCAGCAGCAGCAGCAGCAAGUGUCCUCGGUGCCUGCCGUACCCCCUCCCCUGCAGCCCUUCCCCGCCCCCUUGGGGCCCUUCGAUGCUGCACCUGCCCAGAUGGCCCUGUUUCUGCCGCCCCCACACAUGCAGCCCCCUUUUGUGCCCACCUACCCAGGCUUGGGCUACCCGCCCAUGCCCCGCGUGCCCGUGGUGGGCAUCACACCCUCACAGAUGGUGGCCAAUGCCUUCUGCUCAGCCGCCCAGCUCCAGCCCCAACCUGCCGCACUGCUGGGAAAAGCUGGAGCCUUCCCGCCCCCUGCUGCGCCCAGUGCCCCUGGGGGCCAGGCCCCCCCUCGCCCCAAUGGGGCCCCCUGGCCCCCAGAGCCAGCACCCGCCCCGGCCCCUGAGCUGGACCCCUUUGAGGCCCAGUGGGCAGCGUUAGAAGGCAAACCCGCUGUAGAGAAGCCUUCUAACCCCUUCUCGGGCGACCUGCAAAAGACCUUCGAGAUUGAACUGUAGCCCAAGCCACCCUGCCUACCCCAUUAUCUCCGGGUGCCCCCCGCCUGGGAGUGGAGGCCCAGCUGUCCCCUCACCAUGCUCCCUGGGGCUGCGCCCCUCAACAGCCCUCUAACCCCUCUCUCUACUCCCCCGACAACCACUAUAGAACCAACAUUGUGACACCCAGGCCGCCAUAGGAUGGAACUCAGGGGCGGACCCAGCCUGGCUAAGGGUCCUGUUUUACUGCCAGGCUUAGGCUGGCAACGCUCCUUACUCCCCAGACGGGGGUGGCUGCAGUCCCACUGAGUGCCCUCGGUUAAAGCUACAUUUUCCAGUUUCUGUUGUUGACCUUCCACCUCCCAGUGUUGGGUGGGAUGGGGGAGGGAUACCCAUUUAGGGGCUCGCCUGGGCCCCACACGGGUCUCCCCCCCCAUACACAGCACAAGCAAAGGGCUUCCCUCUGCCCACCCGCUGCGUUCACUGCCAAUGCUGUGCUCACCCCUAUUACCCCUCCCCUCGGGGGCCAACAUCCUCCCUGGGCCAAGGUCUCUUGGGGGCAGGGGCCAAGUUGGGGGCCCAGGAAGUGGGGUAGGGGGAAGGAGGAGAUGCUAAGUUACCUCACGUUGGUGCCCGCUGGGGAGGGGUCCAGAGGAAGGGGGCGGGGUGCCUGGCGGGUACUUUUCUAUCUUUUAUUUCCAGAUUUUUUUGUAUCUAAACUUGCAUAUUUGUAUUAUACCAGGACAGCCAAUAAAGGAAGGGUAUAAUGGUGCCCCUCAGGAAAGCAGGGUGUGUGUUGGGGGGGUGAGGUCACACAGCCUUUCUUCCUGAUUCAUCCCCUAAGGCAGGGGGGUCUCCCUGCAUAAUACCCUGGUCAGAACUAGCAGCAGGUAACAGCUGACCUGGUACUGCAGAGGUGAGUAGCAAAGGGUGCCCAAAAUUAAUCACCCCAUUUCUGAUUCUCACAGAUUUUGAACCAAGGAAUUAAAAUUCUAAUCUGCUGCUAAUAAGUUCAGUAUUAAAAUCCCUUCAAAUAAUGAGGCUUGGAAUAGCAUAUCUUUGAGCAGGCUAAUUCCUUUGUCAUCAGUUGUAUUCUCUGUGACUGAGGCCAAAGUGUCAUCUGAUGUGGCAGCAUGUUUUCAAGUCUGUCUUGUUUCUUGUGCCCCUUGAUAUAAUCUACGAGUUAUGUAUUUUUCAAUAUGUAAUAUAUAAAUUAUAUGCUUAACUCUU